Messenger RNA from Passer domesticus (house sparrow), 927 nucleotides. Its product is annotated as olfactory receptor 14J1-like. The record is from RefSeq and is a predicted model, not a curated record. The coding region runs from base 1 to 927 and encodes 308 amino acids. Gene Ontology annotation, molecular function: odorant binding; olfactory receptor activity; G protein-coupled receptor activity. Gene Ontology annotation, biological process: G protein-coupled receptor signaling pathway. NCBI's taxonomy places the organism in Eukaryota, Metazoa, Chordata, Aves, Passeriformes, Passeridae. The transcript is spliced from 2 exons. Gene Ontology annotation, cellular component: membrane.
AUGUCCAACAGCAGCCCCAUCAGGCACUUCCUCCUGCUGGCAUUGGCAGACACGCGGCAGCUGCAGCUCCUGCACUUCUGCCUCUUGCUGGGCAUCUCCCUGCCUGCCCUCCUGGGCAACGGCCUCAUCAUCAGCGCCGUAGCCUGCGGCCACCACCUGCACACGCCCAUGUUCUUCUUCCUGCUCAACCUGGCCCUCAGCCACCUGGGCUCCAUCUGCACCACUGUCCCCAAAGCCAUGCACAAUUCCCUCUGGCACACCACCACCAUCUCCUACACAGGAUGUGCUGCACAGCUCUUCUUCUUUUUUUUCUUCAUCUCAGCAGACUAUUUCCUCCUGACCAUCAUGUGCUACGACCGCUACGUGUCCAUCUGCAAACCCCUGCACUACGGGACCCUCCUGGGCAGCAGAGCUUGUGCCCACAUGGCAGCAGCUGCCUGGGCCAGUGCCUUUCUCUAUUCACUGCUGCACACAGCCAAUACAUUUUCCCUGCCCCUGUGCCAUGGCAAUGUCCUGGGCCAGUUCUUCUGUGAAAUCCCACACAUCCUCAAACUCUCCUGCUCCAAAUACUACUUCAGGGAACUUGGGCUAACUGCUUUUAGUGCUUGUUUAGCAUUUGGUUGUUUUGUGUUCAUUGUUUUCUCCUAUGUGCAGAUCUUCAGGGCUGUGCUCAGGAUCCCCUCUGAGCAGGGACAGCACAAAGCCUUUUCCACCUGCCUCCCUCACCUGGCUGUGGUCUCUCUGUUCCUCAGCACUGCAGUGUUUGCCUACCUGAAGCCUCCCUCGAUCUCCUCCCCAUCCCUGGAUCUGGCCCUGUCAGUUCUGUAUGCGGUGGUGGCUCCAGCCCUGAACCCCCUCAUCUACAGCCUGAGGAACCAGGAGCUCAAGGCUGCAGUGAGGAAAUCAUACCUAUUCAGUCUGCAUUAG